Messenger RNA from Sus scrofa (pig), 1173 nucleotides. It is a transcript of the gene SCAND1, whose product is annotated as SCAN domain containing 1. NCBI's taxonomy places the organism in Eukaryota, Metazoa, Chordata, Mammalia, Artiodactyla, Suidae. The record is from RefSeq and is a predicted model, not a curated record.
UCUCCUCCUCAGAGUCAUCCUCCGACACCUCCUCGGGUUCCUUCCCCGCCUCCUCCUUCUCCUCGAACUGGUGCUCGGAGGCGCCACCAUCCCGAACUGACCAUUGCACGCUUAGAUUAGCCGGGUGCCCUGCUGUGGCCGCCGCCUCCUGGCGGGACUCGCGAACGCGAGGGGGCGCCGCGUCCUCGAGCCCAGACUCGGCUUCCGGGCGCUCGCGCACCGAGGUCAUCAUAGAGAAGCCAGCGGGGACGACCACUUCCGGCCGCCCCAGCCGCUUCGCCGGCGCUGGUAAGCUCACGGCGCCCCCCGCCCGCCUCCCUCAGGGUCUCGCGGACUCCGCCCUCUAGCGGAAACGUCUCCCUCCUUACCCAGCCCCCGCGCAGACGUAGUGCCGCGCCCUCAGCUGCGGGACAAAGAGUGACGUCCGUAGCGGAGUUAUGGCGGCCACCGAGCUGAGCUUGGCGGCUACCGGGAGUCUCGCGCUGCCGUUGGGGAAAGAAGAAGGGGCCGGCCCGAGCUCAGGCCCGGAGCGUGACUCUGCGGACUCCUUCUCGACUCCUGAGGCCCCACCGCCUGCCCCCAAGCCCUCCAGCCCCAAGGCCGAGGUCGCCGAAGAGAAUCCUACGCCUCACUCGGCCGCCUCCGCCUCCCUGGAGCUGCCCCUCGGGCCCGCAGCCCUGGGCUCCGCGUCGUUUGCCGAAGCAGCUCCGCGCUCACCCCCAGGCCCUGGCGGUUCCCGGCCCGGCCCAGAGACGUUCCGCCAGCGAUUCCGGCAGUUCCGCUACCAAGACGCGGCAGGCCCGCGGGAAGCGUUCCGGCAGCUGCGGGAGCUUUCCCGCCAGUGGCUGCGGCCCGACAUCCGCACGAAGGAGCAGAUCGUGGAGAUGCUGGUGCAAGAGCAGCUGCUCGCCAUCCUGCCCGAGGCGGCGCGGGCCCGGCGGCUUCGCCGCCGCACAGACGUACGCAUUACAGGCUGAGCAGCCGGGCUGCCGGCGGCCCGGCUCUCCAUUCUGCGUUAAUGAAAAACGAGUUUUGGCUGUUCCUGCAGUCUCGAGUGUCCUUUUCGGUCGUCCUUUGCAAUGUUUAUUUCCCCGAGCCUAUUUCCAACCUUUCUGACUGGUGGCGAAAUCAAGUUGGGAGCUCAUGAGAAUAAAGCCUUUCUUAUUCACUUGA